Aspergillus tubingensis is the source of this 2229-nucleotide messenger RNA. Its product is annotated as putative C6 transcription factor. NCBI's taxonomy places the organism in Eukaryota, Fungi, Ascomycota, Eurotiomycetes, Eurotiales, Aspergillaceae. Gene Ontology annotation, biological process: DNA-templated transcription; positive regulation of transcription by RNA polymerase II. The transcript has 4 exons. The record is from RefSeq and is a predicted model, not a curated record. Gene Ontology annotation, molecular function: zinc ion binding; DNA-binding transcription factor activity, RNA polymerase II-specific; sequence-specific DNA binding. The coding region runs from base 1 to 2229 and encodes 742 amino acids.
AUGGAUAUUGCGAUCACUUCGACCCCCACCAGAACCUCUUCUUCACCUUCGCGGGACUACAAUCCCCGGAAGCGCGGCAGAACGGCAUGCACGCGCUGUAAGACUAGAAAGCAGAAAUGUGACAAUGACUACCCCGUGUGCUCCAACUGCCAAAAGGCCGGGGCGAUAUGUGACAAAGCCACCGUACGACAGGAGAAUGGCACUCAAAACGAAUAUACCCGUGCGUUGCAGGAUCGCAUCGCCUACCUUGAGUCCCAGUUAGAGUCGAAACCCAUGAGUAGCCGGGCCAGCAGCCAUGUCGCCCAUCCAGUUGCUGCACUCCUGUCUCCUCCACAUCCGGAGACUCCCAGUAACCCGACCCCUGGUCUGGAUCAAAAUGCCGUCGGAGAAUUGGUGGGAUUUCUGGCACUUAACUCCUCGGAAGCGCCUGCAUACGUAGGUUCCAGUUCGGGCCUCUCCUUAGCUACAAAUCUUGGGGAGAUGGUCCAAGCCACAAUAUGGAACCAGGCUCUAUCUUCAGCUCGAGCAGCGUCAUCAAGUAGAUUUGGACCUGCAGCGGGACAAGGAUCUACGGGUCUUCCCCCUCAGCCUCCAGGCGAGAGGGCUGGUCAAGUCCAUGAUCGAACUCGACCGCCACGAGUGGAGGAGGUGUUGGUGAAAAGCAGCGAGCCUCCUAGCGAUGAAAUGGGAUCCAGGAUUCUUCAUGCAUAUCUCACCCGGAUCCAUGUUCGCUAUCCGUUUCUCGACCGCACGGAGUUGUGGCGACUGCAUGAGGCGCGCUGGCGGCUGGCGCAGAAGAAACGAGAAGAGCUGACCAAGGAGGAACGGGUAGGCAUAUUCAAGCUGUAUCUUGUAUAUGCCAUCGGAGCCACAUCGAUUCAGUUAAGUGAAAGUUACUCGUAUACCACUCCUGAGCGAUUUUACAUGACCGCUUUGCAACAACUACCAAAUAUGUGCGAAAUGCGAUCUAUAGAAAAUAUUGAGGCUAUGGCCCUGCUGAUUGUGUAUCAUCUUCGCUCCGCGUCUGGUCAAGGCAUGUGGUACAUGGUAGGCCUGGCCAUGCGUACCGCUAUAGACCUUGGACUGCAUCGCAAAGCAAACGAGAUUAACAUGGAUCCCUUCACUGCGCAAAUGCGACGGCGUCUUUUCUGGACUAUAUACUAUCUCGAACGUGUCGUGUCUAUGUCCCUGGGCCGACCAUUCAGCAUCGCAGACAGACAUAUCGAUCUUCCUUUGCCUGCAGACAUUGACGACGAUGUCCGCGAUCCGGCCUUGCUAGCCGCCCCUCCAGCUCCGACCAGAAUCACCACCCUGACAUUUGCCAUAUUCCUCAUGCGCCUGCGGCGCAUUGACUCCGAAAUUCAGCACAAGAUCUACCGAGCUGACCGACCACUGCACACUUUACGCUCGAAGAUGGACCGACUCUUUCUCCAGCUCGAAGAAUGGAAAGAGUCAGCUCUGCGACGUUUCACCGGAUCCGACCUAGACUAUCCAAUGCUGCAUUACCACCGAGCCCUACGACUUCUCAUCCAGCCAUUCCUACCCUCACUCCCUCUUUCUGACCCCUACUAUCACAUCUGUCUCCGCGCAGCCGGAAACACCUGCCAAACCCACAAGAAGCUACACCAAACCCUCGAAUACGGGCACUCCUUCCUAGCCGUCCAGACCAUCUUCAUGGCUGGCAUCACCCUGCUAUACGCCCUAUGGACCCACACAAGCGACGUCUGGUCCGUCCAGAUGAGCAACGACAUCCGCGCCUGCUCGACCGUUCUGUUCGUGAUGGGUGAGCGCGCCGAAUGGGUCAAGAAAUACCGCGACGCAUUCGAGUUACUCGUCAACGCCGCAAUGGAGAAGCUAGAAGGAAGUGAUGCAUCCAAAAAGGUGGGUAUGGCGGAACUGAUGACAGCCCAACACAGUAGCAGCGGUGGCAUCAAUGCAGGAAUGUUCAGGGACCAUCACAACCUCACCACCACAUGCAGCAAUAGCAACAACCCCACCAGCGGCAUGGCACCAGAUAUGAACAACGCAACGGCAGCCAACACCGCCGCCCAGGCUUCUUCUGAACCCACUAGCAGCCAGGACCAUGGCGUGCGCAUGGCACUGCAGAUCGCGCCCUGGAUCGAUCUGGAAGAAGACAGUCCAUUCUGGAUGCCCGAUUUCGAGACGCUGGAGAGUCUGUCGGGGAAUUUAUGGGAUAGUGGCGAUUUGGCCCCGUUUGGGCCUCUCUAG